Ornithodoros turicata is the source of this 764-nucleotide messenger RNA. RefSeq lists its product as uncharacterized. The record is from RefSeq and is a predicted model, not a curated record. Lineage: Eukaryota; Metazoa; Arthropoda; Arachnida; Ixodida; Argasidae. The transcript has 4 exons. Bases 40 to 732 code for a protein of 230 amino acids.
ACUGUGCAGACCCUGUACAUUUGGAAAGCGGUUGCCACCAUGAUUUCAAGUUUGUCAUACAUGCUGGCGGCUAUGGUCAUACUGCACGAGGCACUCGGUAAUGAAGAGAUCAGCAUUCAGACAAGCCAUCAUUUGCCAUCAUGCCGGCCAACGGAAGGUCAGAUCGUACCUGGAGCACUAUCACUGAGGUACACUAGAAGCCUUCUGGCAAGAGUGGAGGUCUGCCUCGUUUUCAACAGGCGUUUCAUAACAGAGAACCUUCCAGUUGAGCUUUCUGCGUUGACAACAAACCCCAGUGUACAGGUACCAACAGCAGCUGAGCUUCAGCGGCUGACCGAGGAACAAGCCUUCCUCAAGAUUUACCAACUGUUACUAACUUAUACAUCUUUGGCACAUUUUGUGUACAAUCAAACCAGUAGCCGUUUACAGGAAGAACAGCUGUACUGCCCUGAAGCACGUCCCAACCGAAGCACGGCAUUAUUCAACACCCAACGCAACGCCGAUCAAAUCCAGGAGCUUCGUUGUGAUGUGCGUCUCAGUAGCAGUGCUCAUGGAACGCUCAGCCAAUUUCAAGCCGCAGAACAAGGCAGCGAACUUCUUAUUUUGUAUGGUUACAGCGACUGCAGUAAGCGUCUGCUGAUGGAUUACGGCGUUGCAAUUGGCAUAGAUCAGCUGCUAGAGAAUAUCAGAACAUACCUCACUUUCCUCGUGCAUAACAAGAGCUUAUUCUAAGACAGCGAGUUCAAGUCUGAAAUAAGUGCAUG